This is a messenger RNA of Rotaria sp. Silwood1, 1317 nucleotides long. The record is from the annotation of a GenBank genome assembly. Lineage: Eukaryota; Metazoa; Rotifera; Eurotatoria; Philodinida; Philodinidae.
AUGCGUCAACUAUGUUCAAUUGACAAAUGCUUGCGAAAAUCACGUUGGCAGUGUGAUUGUUGUCAACAACAUCUUUGUUUACAACAUUUAAAUGAACAUAAUGCUUCACUUAUUUCUGAACUGAACCCUUUAACUGAUGAAAUUAAUGCACUUGGAGAUCUUCUCGAAAAACUAAAUAUUCACCAAACAAUUGCAGAUAGUCGUCAAAAACUUGAACAAUGGCGUCAAGAUUGUUAUAAGAAGAUUGAUUGUUUAUUUGAACAAAAAUGUCAAGAACUUCAUCAAUUUUUUAAUGAAACAGUUGGAAAACAACGAGAAGAACUCAAUCGAAUAAAUUCGAAAAUAACUGGACUCAUCAAUGCACAAGAAACAACUCGUCAAGAUAUUGAUUUAUUAAGGUCAACUAUUCAUCAGCUUGAAACAAAUAUAAACAACAUCGAACGAACACGUUUUAUCAUCAGUACUCGUCCACUAGUACCAGAAGAUACAUUCGUUUCUAUUACGAAAACAAUUGAAAAAGAGCUUGAUCUAUCAACUCUUUCAUCUGCGUACGCAACGGUUCAUCAUCCUAAGGGAAGUUGUGGACCACUAAGUUGUAAUGAUCGAUAUUUAUUGGUACACCAACAUCCAAAUUUAUGUUUAUUUGAUCAAGAAAUGGACAUAGCCAAAGAAACGCUAUGGUCUUAUGGUAGAAUUUGGGACAUGUGUUGGUCAUCAACAUUAGAUCGAUUUAUUGUACUUGGAAAAAAUGAUAUCUUUCUCAUUAAUGAGAAUACCAUGUCAAUUGAUAAUGCAUACACAAUUACAGAACGAGAUUUGAUAUCAUGUACAUGUUCUGAUACAAUUCUCUUUGUAUGUACAAAUCAAGGGGCUUCAUCCAUUCUUGAACUCACAUUAUUUCCAUCAAUUGAAUUGAUUAGAGAAUGGAAAUCUCCUCUUACAUGUACCAAAGAUGAAUUUAUCGAUGAUAUUGUUUACAAUAAUAGAAAUCUUGCUCUGGUGGUUAAAAAUAAAGCUGAGAAAACGCUACGCAUUGAACUAAGAUAUGCAAAAACACUGGACCGUAUCUGGACACUUCAACUUGAUAUGAUGUGUGUCCACAAAGUAGCAUUUCGUUGUUGUUCACUCACUGGUAAUGAAUGGCUCAUUGUCGACCAUGAGACUGGACGUCUACUUCACAUUACAAAAGAUGGAAAAAUAAAAAAAAUAAUUGAAUAUUAUCCGAUUCCUCAUCGUGCUCUUCUGUUUGACUGGAAUCAGCUGGCUAUAUCAACUGGAAAGCAUGUAAAGUUGCAUACAAUUCAAUUAAAUGAAUGA